CUCCCGGCCGUUGUUUCCGUGCGGAUUGGCUGUCGCGUGAUGCUGCUGAAAAAUCUUGACGUUUUUGUGGGGCUUGUGAACGGCAGCGUCGGCACCGUCGAGAGUUUCAUUGACAUUCGUAAGGUGCGUGACUUUUCGAACAAAACUACACCGGUAGAUCUCCGUAAUAUGGCAAAACACACUUUUCUGCCCGUGGUGAGAUUUGACACGUGCAAAGACAACGGUAGCAAGGACAGUGCCUGUGGACGUCUCGUCAUGGUUGAGCCUCACCGAUGGUCUGUGCUUCAGGGCGACAGGGAGGUGAGCUACAGUGUACAAAUUCCUCUGCAACUCGCGUAUGCAAUUACGAUACACAAGUCACAGGGAAUGUCUCUCUCGCGUGUUAAUGUGGAUUUCAGGGGCAUCUUUGAGGAGGGACAGGCUUAUGUGGCACUUUCACGCUGCACAGACCUGAAUAGUCUUGUCAUUGAGAACUUUGACGCCCACCGUGUGAACCCCAACGCAAAGGCUUUAGCCUAUUACAAAGCACUGGCAGACGCGGUGGAAGCGGAGGAAAAGGCAGAAAAGAAAAUGCUGCACGCUCGUCUCCGCCACCCGUGGGGAUAUAACGACAUGGAUGAUAAUGAUAAUGAUGAUGAUGAUGGGGACCAGGAGGAUAAUCAGAGCCACAGCAGGAUCCAUUCUGAGGCUGCCCGUAAAAGAAGGAACAUGGCGGAUGUCGUGGAAGAAGUCCGUCAGCGCAUUACGCCAUCUUAUAUUUUAUGGUCAUCUUUACGGCAGCGUGUUUUAUCCACCGCUGAACUCGCCUCAUCUGUCCAUGGAGCACUACUUGUGAUGGACACAACGUCCUUACUUGCCUUGGGGAGUUCUCAUAAUUCCACGGCACUCUACGAGAAGGUAUUUGUUAAGAACCAAAACAUGAUGCGAGUGCCGCGGUUGGUGAAGGAGGAGCUGCUGCGCACGGCGUCCGUUAGUGGGGUUGAAGUUCGUGUGACUCCGACAGUAUGUCUUAGCUUUAGCAGCCUGCGCUCAAAUUCACCUGGCGGCAGUUUUGUCCACGAGGCAGCAGAGUUGGCUGCAGGGACACUCUGCCUUAUGGAAGACGCAAAAAGUGAUUUUGUUUUGGAUGAACAACGCGCUGGGGAGUCGAGACCGCUGCCGCCUUCGGUGCCAGAGUGGGAGGGUUUUUUUUCACGUUGUGAUUGGAGUGAUUGCGAGCUCAACAACACGUGUGUAGGACCCUACAGUCAUCCUCAUCAGCAGCACAUUGAAUUGCUAGAGUUUUCAUGCUAUCUUCUUGAGCAGUACAGUUCUCACCAGGCCGUGCUGGUUUGCACGGAGUCUAUCGAGUUGGCGGCGCGUGCGCUUGCUGUUGGUUUGCGUGUGUGUUCCAUGAUGUACUUGUGUCCGGUAGAUUGGGCACGAAUUUUGGAUGAGGGAGGAAAGAGCAAAUAG
Trypanosoma cruzi is the source of this 1455-nucleotide messenger RNA. Its product is annotated as PIF1 helicase-like protein, putative. The record is from RefSeq and is a predicted model, not a curated record. The annotation marks the transcript as partial. NCBI's taxonomy places the organism in Eukaryota, Euglenozoa, Kinetoplastea, Trypanosomatida, Trypanosomatidae. Gene Ontology annotation, molecular function: helicase activity; ATP binding. The transcript has a single exon.